Soboliphyme baturini is the source of this 744-nucleotide messenger RNA. The record is from the annotation of a GenBank genome assembly. Lineage: Eukaryota; Metazoa; Nematoda; Enoplea; Dioctophymatida; Soboliphymatidae.
AUGGCACUCUACAUCGUGACUCACUGCAUAACUCGUUCGCCACCGGAGACUCGCUCGCGCACUAUUCGGAAUCUCCGCGCUCUGAUUCUGUUGCCUUUUCACUAUUUGUUUCCGUUUCUUGGUGGAUCCAGUUGUUGUUUGCGAGGAUUGAGGAUAGCUUUACUGCGGGCGAAUAUAGUCGGUACAACGCCGUACUUCGAAGCAGGUACUUCUGAAAUGCUCCCUGAAUCGGCUGUCAACCACCGCAUUGUGAUUAUCGAGGAUUGCGGAUAUGCGGGAGUCGACCAGGAUGCCGAACGUCGUAGAGCCUUAAAGCAGUUGGAUAGAGCCCUCGAGCAGAGGUUUCAGACCAUUGUCAUUGAACCGAUACGAUUGGGCGACGAAACUAGCCGCUGGAUAGCCUUUGGUAAUAUGAUACACAGGGUGAUGCUUCUGGGUGGUUUCGGCUCGUUGGUUGCGGCGCGUUGUUUUCCUCAAUGGCCUGCUUUAUGGAUCACCUCCUCCGGGCUGUCCGUCAUCUCUUAUUUACUUUAUCGAUUCAGCUGGCAGACGGACCCAUGCUCUGAGUAUCAGGUUGAACAAGAUGCCGCGCGGCUAGCUUCAUUGGACCUGAGCAACUGCCAUUCGUCGACCGCCGUGGUGCUUGUUCACAAGGCCACUACGUAUCGAACCUUGUUUCAUACGUCAGCAGUGCUUAUGUCGGUUCUUUUGAUCAUGUUCAAGCUUCGAAAAUUGUAUUCGUAA